UGUUUCUUUCCGACCCCGCAUGCGUCAAAAGAGGGCCCGGAAACGCGACGGCGCGUGCGCAGAAGCCGGAGGAUGAAGGUGGCGGUGGCGGGUUGCUGCCAUGGCGCGCUGGACAAAAUGUACGAGACCCUCCAGUUCCUGGAGCAGCGGCACGGCCAAGCGCGGCCGGAUCUGCUCCUUUGCGCCGGAGACUUCCAGGCCGUGCGUAACGCUGGCGACUUGCGCUGCAUGGCCGUGCCCGCAAAAUACCGGCAGCUGGGAGAGUUCGCGCGGUACUAUUCUGGAGAGAAGAAGGCACCUGUCUUAACUAUCUUCAUUGGCGGCAACCAUGAAGCCUCUAACCACUUGCAAGAGCUACCAUAUGGUGGAUGGGUGGCACCAAACAUCUACUAUCUUGGGUAUGCCGGAGUAGUAAAAUACCGGGGAGUAAGAAUUGGUGGGCUCUCUGGCAUCUUCAAAUCUCAUGAUUAUAGAAAAGGUCACUUUGAAUGUCCCCCAUAUAACCAGCAUACAGUAAGAAGUGUUUACCAUGUCAGAAAUAUUGAAGUCUUCAAGCUCAAGCAGCUAAAGCAGCCCAUGGAUAUAUUUAUGUCUCAUGACUGGCCAAGAAGUAUCUAUCAUUAUGGAGACAAGAAAAUGCUGCUUAAAAAGAAAUCCUUCUUCCGCCAAGAAGUAGAAAGCAAUACUUUGGGAAGUCCUGCUGCAUCUGAGCUUUUGGAGCACUUGAAGCCGACCUACUGGUUCUCUGCUCAUCUGCAUGUGAAGUUUGCAGCAUUGAUGCAGCACCAGGCCAAUGGCAGCGGGCAGCAGCCAAAGGAAACAAAAUUUCUGGCCCUGGAUAAAUGCCUGCCACACAGAGAUUUCCUGCAGAUAGUUGAGAUUCCACAUGACCCAAAUGCACCUGAUCACCUUGAAUAUGAUCCUGAAUGGAUUGCUGUUCUGAAAGCUACAAACAACCUUAUUAACGUGUCUCCGAACUUGUGGAACAUGCCUGAAAACAAUGGACUUCAUGCAAAAUGGGAUUAUAGUGUCUCAGAAGAUGAUACCAAGGAGGUGUUGGAAGAAGCAAACCGUAAUCUCCAGAUUCCACAUAACUUUAGUGCUAUGGUUCCUUCUCAGCAACAGACAGAACCAGUUCAUAGAAUCAAUCCCCAGACCACGGAGUUCUGUGCUCAGUUUGGUCUUACAGACAUUAACUAUAGAAUCCAGCAAUUGAGAGAGCAGAUACUGAAGCCCAAAGAUGAAGAGGAGGAGGAAGAAGAAGUCGACAGCUCUGGGUCAGCAGAGGACCCUAGUGACUAUAAUACAGAUACUUCUGCUUUGUCGUUAUCUGUCAACCCUGAUGAAAUAAUAUUGGAUGAAGACAGUGCUGAUGAAGAUCUUGAGCCAAGCUCUGUGGAGCCAUCAGCUGACCGCCCUGAUAACAUCUCUACAACUUUUUCAGAGGUCAGAAUCUUGCCGGAUUCUAUGACCGUGUCACCAAAUGAUACUGUGGGCACCGCUGAUGAGGAACUGGAGAAAUCAAAUGAUAGUCAGGCAGAAGAGCAAAGCCUCAAAGAGCAAAGCCUCAGUGAAAAGCUGUUGAAGAGGAUCAGUGGUGAAAAUGAAGAAAGCAGUGCAGGUCCCAAGAGAAUUAAAAGGCGAAACCAGGCUAUCUAUGCUUCCAAAGACGAAGAUGAGGUGGAAUGAGUGAUCUGUCUGUUGGCAUCAUCAUGGGACUUCUCUGCCUGUAAACCUUUGCCUGUUUGCAGCACUACAUAGUUUUUCUAUUUUAACUAUAACAAACAAAAAGACAUUGUCUUAAUUGUACCUUU
Molecule: messenger RNA, 1814 nt
Organism: Pogona vitticeps (central bearded dragon)
Lineage: Eukaryota; Metazoa; Chordata; Lepidosauria; Squamata; Agamidae
Source: RefSeq, a predicted model, not a curated record